CCCCUGAAUAUUAUUACUUGGGCGAAUUGGCAGCUGGCCAGGCUGGAACUUCUCUCGAUGUCUUCAAUAUACCUCCUGACAUAGGUAUUACUUACAACAAACGCUGAAUGACACAGUAGGGAAGAAAAUUGUCAUGGAUUUCCUGGGUUUUAACUGGAACUGGAUUAACAAGCAACAGACAAAGCGGAACUGGGGCCAGCUCACAUCCAACCUGCUGCUUGUAGGAAUGGAAGGGAAUGUCACACCAGCACACUAUGACGAACAGCAGAACUUUUUUGCACAAAUUAAAGGUUACAAACGUUGUAUUCUGUUCCCACCUGAUCAGUUUGAUUGUUUAUAUCCAUACCCAGUCCAUCACCCGUGUGAUAGACAGAGCCAGGUGGAUUUUGAAAAUCCAGAUUAUGAAAGGUUUCCUAAUUUUAGGAAUGUUGUAGGAUAUGAAACAGUGGUUGGACCUGGAGAUGUAUUGUACAUCCCUAUGUACUGGUGGCAUCAUAUUGAAUCAUUGCUUAAUGGAGGAAUCACUAUUACUGUCAACUUCUGGUACAAGGGUGCACCAACUCCAAAGAGGAUUGAGUAUCCAUUGAAAUCCCAUCAGAAGGUCGCAAUUAUGAGGAAUAUAGAAAAAAUGCUGGGAGAAGCUCUAGGAGAGCCACAAGAGGUUGGGCCAUUAUUAAACAUGAUGAUAAAAGGCCGAUAUGAUUAACUAUCAUCCUGUCAACUGUUCAGCAACACUUUCUUGGAGGAAAUGGCACCGGACUGAGCAUAUUGUAUACAAGCAUUACACGCCUGGACUGAAUGCAGAUGCAGGAAAUUCUUCCUCUUGUUCAAAGUUGGCUGCCAUUGAUUGUUGAAAUGAAUUUUUAUAUCCACCAUCUGUGUGCCUGUCAGACAGAAGAUUCUGCCAACUGAAGUCUGAUAUCAAUUGAUUGGCACAUUGCCCUAGAUACGUUAUAGCACUGAGUGUGUAUGUAGACCACAUUCCACCAAUUUAUAUGGUUUUAAGUUUCUUUUUGAAACAGAAACAAAACUGAGCGCUUUGUGCCGAUUCUGUUGGAAUGGUGGUAUUGGGCUAAAUGCUGUUGGUUUCUUUGCAUGACUCUGAAACAAGAGAAGGCUCCUCCAUAGUUGAGCUUAUAAAUUGGCUACUUUUGAUUUUAAUAGCUCAUAAUUUAUGAUCAAUUCCUGUGACUUACACUCAUGUCUUAGAAUACUUGGUUUGAAAUAUUAAAAAGUGGCAGAGGCAU
This is a messenger RNA of Rhincodon typus (whale shark), 1247 nucleotides long. It is a transcript of the gene hif1an, whose product is annotated as hypoxia inducible factor 1 subunit alpha inhibitor. NCBI's taxonomy places the organism in Eukaryota, Metazoa, Chordata, Chondrichthyes, Orectolobiformes, Rhincodontidae. The coding region runs from base 134 to 706 and encodes 190 amino acids. Gene Ontology annotation, molecular function: peptidyl-histidine dioxygenase activity; ankyrin repeat binding; [protein]-asparagine 3-dioxygenase activity. The record is from RefSeq and is a predicted model, not a curated record. The transcript has 7 exons. Gene Ontology annotation, cellular component: nucleus; cytoplasm. Gene Ontology annotation, biological process: peptidyl-aspartic acid hydroxylation; negative regulation of Notch signaling pathway.